Opisthorchis viverrini is the source of this 802-nucleotide messenger RNA. RefSeq lists its product as hypothetical. NCBI's taxonomy places the organism in Eukaryota, Metazoa, Platyhelminthes, Trematoda, Opisthorchiida, Opisthorchiidae. Bases 104 to 802 code for a protein of 232 amino acids. The transcript is spliced from 4 exons. The record is from RefSeq and is a predicted model, not a curated record.
GUCUAUUUCAGCUUUUUCAAACCAUUUGCAUACGCUUGACCUACUGCUUUACGGCUGCUUUAUUGUUCCACACAACUGCCUAUCGGAAAAAUCAUGUAAGUGAAUGCGCUUACGUGCUUUUAAUGUACUGUACCUUCUAAGGUCUGUUGAUAUUGAAAAGUUCUACAUGUCUAACGAGUGUUCUGCGGACUUUGUCAAAGAGAUUAGCAAGAAAAUGCAAAUCCCUCAUCGAAUUUCAUUUGGUGCCGCCGAACCUUCUCUUCCCUUGCCGAAUAACGGACCUCAUGAACGCUCAGAGAUGAAGGUUCCUGAGCGGAUUAUGAUUUCCGAUUCUCCUGAUGAUUGGAAUCCCACAAGAGAAGUAAAUAUAAAUGAUCUUGACAUAUAUCCAUUGAUCAAUCGUCCGAGCCUUGAACCGCCCCCAGCCACGUUGGUGUUGAAUGAAGUAGACUAUCCAGAUUUGGAAAGACUACAGCUAGAGACCGAACAACUCGUUUCUCCCCCGGUCAAUGCUAACCGCUCUGAUUCCGGUACGCAAAAUGUCCGAACCAGAGAGGUUCUCCGAAUAGCUCCACAGUUUUUGGCCUCCCCAGAACAAGCGAACAAUUCAGCUCGAUCUCUUAGCCCCACUCCCAAUGACAAACGUCUCCGAGCCUUGGAGAUGCGUGUCGUUCACCUGGAACAGGACCUUGUUCGACGCAAGCAAUGGGAUCAAUUCGGGUUGCUUAUGGUCGGCGUCUAUACAGUGGAUAGCGACUCAUCCAGUUAUGAGCUGAUCAUCAACUAUUUCUGGGUAAUAUGA